This is a messenger RNA of Panicum hallii, 570 nucleotides long. Its product is annotated as major pollen allergen Lol p 11-like. The transcript is spliced from 2 exons. The coding region runs from base 1 to 510 and encodes 169 amino acids. NCBI's taxonomy places the organism in Eukaryota, Viridiplantae, Streptophyta, Magnoliopsida, Poales, Poaceae. The record is from RefSeq and is a predicted model, not a curated record.
AUGAUGCCGCAGUUGCGUAGCCUCGUCGCGCUGCUCCUGGCCGCCACGGCCGUGGCUGCCGUCGCCGUCCCCGGCGGCAAGCCGGGGUUCGUCGUCACCGGCCGCGUCUACUGCGACAACUGCCGCGCCGGGUUCGAGACCAACGUCUCCCACAACAUCCAAGGCGCGACGGUGCACAUGGAAUGCCGCCACUUCGAGACGCAGAAGCUGCACGACAAGGCGGAGGCGACGACGGACGCCGGCGGGUGGUACCGGAUGGACAUCGCCGGCGAGGACCACCAGGAGGAGAUCUGCGAGGUGAUGCUGCUCAAGAGCCCCGAGGCUGACUGCGCCGAGGUCGAGCGCUUCCGCGAUCGCUCCCGCGUCCCACUCACCCGGAACAACGGCAUGGACCAGACCGGCGUCCGCUACGCCAACCCCAUCGCCUUCUUCCGGAAGGAGCCGCUCCAGAACUGCGGCGAGCUCCUCCGCGGAUACGACCUCUACAACGACACGUCCGAGAACCCCUAAGCUGCUAAUUCAAGGCGGGCCACCAUUGUUUUGUCAAUUUUGCACUGGGGUUUAGUUUCU